Molecule: messenger RNA, 1236 nt
Organism: Phytophthora nicotianae INRA-310
Lineage: Eukaryota; Oomycota; Peronosporomycetes; Peronosporales; Peronosporaceae
Exons: 4
Coding region: 1-1167 (388 amino acids)
Cellular component (GO): cytoplasm
Molecular function (GO): protein kinase binding
Source: RefSeq, a predicted model, not a curated record
AUGUCGGAGGAUGAGGGGCUCUCGAUGCUUGACGAAGCUGAGGAUGCGGUGGAUAUCGAGAGCAGUGAGCCAGGUCCUCUUCGACGAGAGCAGGUCAUCAAGCGGCUGAGUGUCCUGGGACGCAAUCCAUUCACACAGGCGCAUAUUUACACUACAGCAACACUCACGGGUUUGCACCUCUCAGACAUCGUCACUAUUCGUGAGUUUCCGCACAUUCAGCACUUGGUGUGCAGACAAAACGAGCUUCAAUCGUUGUCUCCUCUGCAGCAUAUUCCAUUACUAUUGACACUGGAUGCUGCCGAGAACCAUCUCACUGAGGUACUAAACUUUAAGGUACCAAAGUGCUGUCCCGGUAACGCCUGGGUAGAUGGAGCUCGCUGGAUUGGCUCACUAUUGCGCAAGGCCACGCUCGACAAAAACCAGAUCGUCUCCAUGCCUCGACAUGAGCUCGCGCAGACGCACCCGUUCCUACUGGAACUGCGACUUGCACAUAACGCCAUCGACGAGAUCUCGGGUGUCCGCCAGCUGCGAUUCUUACGCCUACUAGAUCUUUCACACAACCGCUUGACGUCCAUGCGAGGCUUGGUAGGAGCUGAGGACUCGAGAGGACUCCAGGCCCUAGAAACGCUUCUACUGGGCCAUAAUCAGCUCACGGCUAUUGAUUCCGGGGUGACACUUCUCUCACGGUUGACGCACUUGGACGUAGCUCACAAUCAGCUCAAGACACUGUCGAGUCUCGGGGAUUGUGCGCGGUUACAGCGACUAGAUCUCGCACACAAUAACGUUGCUGAUAUCAACGAGAUUAACUGCUUGGCAAGGCAGCGUUACCUGGGGGAAAUCUCGCUUUACGGCAACCCGUUAGUGGACGCUCAAGUCUCGCGUGUGUUUUAUCGAGCUCGAGUGCUCCGAAGGCUGCAGCAGCUCGAGAAGCUGGACGACGAACAAGUGACUUCCAAGGAGAAAGUCAAGGCGCUUGUUAUGCACGGGAGCGACCUCGAAGCCAGACGACAAAUGGCAGCCAAGUAUCUUCCCGAACAAGAGUUCACCGAUUUCCUGCCCCCGCUCAGCUUCGAGGACGACGAGCAGCUCGAGCUUCCACUCCGCCACACGCCGUCGCAGGCCGUUAUAAUGCCUGAGGAUACGCACAACCAGACCAGUGAACAUUAACACAAGACAUCGAGGUGUCUUCGUUUUCCACUCGUAGUUCGUGCUUGCCAGCGAACAAAAAUAAUUAAG